CAGUGUACCUUUUCUCCACUCUCACACUUUCUUUCUCUUCUUCAUCAAACAUGGCUUCUGCUACUUCCGUCAACAUGGCGAUCAUGCUGUUGUUCGCGCUCUUCGCGCUUUCUUCAGCCUUGGACAUGUCCAUAAUAUCCUACGACAACGCCCACCGGGACAAGGCCACAGGGCGCACCGAGGAGGAGGUCAUGUCCCUGUACGAGGAGUGGCUCGUGAAGCACGGCAAACUGUACAACGCUCUCGGCGAGAAGGAUAAGAGGUUUCAGAUCUUCAAAGACAACUUGCAAUUCGUCGACGAGAUAAACGCCGCGAACCGAACCUACAGGUUGGGACUGAACCGGUUCGCGGAUCUGACCAACGAGGAGUACAGGGCCAGGUACUUGGGAACGAGGAUCGACCCGAACCGGAGGUUGGGAAGGACCCCGAGCAACCGUUACACGCCACGUGUCAGAGACGCACUCCCAGAUUCCAUUGAUUGGAGGCAGCAAGGUGCUGUUGUCCCAGUCAAAGACCAAGGAAGCUGCGGGAGCUGUUGGUCAUUCUCAGCAAUUGGUGCAGUGGAAGGAAUUAAUAAGAUAGUGACUGGCGAACUGAUUUCAUUAUCAGAACAAGAAUUGGUGGAUUGUGAUACAGGAUAUAACAUGGGAUGCAAUGGAGGACUUAUGGACUAUGCAUUUGAGUUCAUCAUCAACAAUGGAGGCAUUGAUUCCGAGGAGGAUUACCCUUACCGUGGUGUUGAUGGUACAUGUGACCAGUAUAGGAAAAAUGCCAAAGUUGUUUCUAUUGAUUCUUAUGAAGAUGUUAAUUCCUAUGAUGAGUUAGCAUUGAAAAAGGCCGUUGCAAAUCAGCCCGUGAGCGUUGCUAUUGAAGGAGGAGGAAGGGAAUUUCAACUUUAUUCAUCUGGUGUCUUCUCUGGAAGAUGUGGAACAGCACUAGAUCAUGGUGUUGUGGCUGUUGGGUAUGGUACAGAAAACGGUCAUGAUUAUUGGAUUGUGAGGAAUUCAUGGGGUGCUGAUUGGGGAGAGGAAGGAUACAUCAGAAUGGAAAGAAAUCUGGGUAACAGCAGAUCAGGAAAGUGUGGAAUUGCGAUCGAGCCAUCUUAUCCCGUUAAGAGUGGUCCAAACCCACCCAACCCUGGACCCUCACCCCCUUCACCCGUGAAGCCACCAAAUGUCUGUGACAAUUACUACAGCUGUUCAAACACUGCCACUUGUUGCUGCAUUUUCGAGUUUGGAAACGCUUGUUUUGAGUGGGGUUGCUGUCCUCUUGAAGGUGCUACCUGCUGUGAUGACCACUACAGUUGCUGCCCUCAUGACUAUCCCAUCUGCAACGUUAGAGCUGGAACUUGUCUCAGGAGCGAGAACAACCCAUUUGGAGUGAAGGCAUUGAGGCGUACUCCAGCCAAACCCCAUGGGGGAUUUGCAGGCAACAAGGUCAACAAUGCUUAAGCUGUUAAGGGGAAUGCAUACGUGCAGAAGGAGCCAGUGAUGAAGUAAAAGGAAGAAGAGCACAUACACUUCUCCUUUACUUUUACAUAUUAUUUGCACGUAACAUGCAAAUCUGUAUCAUUUUAUUAUGAUACACAAACAGACUUAUCCUGAUCAAAUUUCAGUCGAACAUUGGCUGUGUACAUAGGGCCAUAUUAUUUAUGCUCUUGUAUUUGUAUUCAAACUCCAAAUGGCGAACAUAAUUUCAUUGCUGUUAGUUUCCAAGUUCUGUAAAUUAUGCUACAUUGAAGCUAUAUUUGGUUUUGCCCCAUAUUCA
Vigna angularis (adzuki bean) is the source of this 1767-nucleotide messenger RNA. RefSeq names its product cysteine proteinase mucunain. The coding region runs from base 51 to 1451 and encodes 466 amino acids. The record is from RefSeq and is a predicted model, not a curated record. Gene Ontology annotation, cellular component: lysosome. The transcript is spliced from 5 exons. Gene Ontology annotation, molecular function: cysteine-type endopeptidase activity. NCBI's taxonomy places the organism in Eukaryota, Viridiplantae, Streptophyta, Magnoliopsida, Fabales, Fabaceae.